Molecule: messenger RNA, 4719 nt
Organism: Oikopleura dioica
Lineage: Eukaryota; Metazoa; Chordata; Appendicularia; Copelata; Oikopleuridae
Source: the annotation of a GenBank genome assembly
AUGCGCGAGAAAAUUUUAAAAGCAACGAGAGCGGUUCUUUGUCCAGAAACAUUCGUUUUUCAUACAUUAGAUGAUUAUCCGAAUUCUGUCGCUUGGCUUAACUCAACGAAGCUACUUAUUUCUAUCGAGGGCGAAUAUGAAAAAAGUGUCAGAGAAAAUGAACAUCUAAAGAAAUAUAUUGACGAAAAAAGGCUCCACUGCUGUCUUCGAGAGGAAGAAAAAGACAUUGAGGAGUCUAUUUUUGCAGAAUUAAAUAGAUUCGGAUUAACUGACGCACGGUCUGUCAAGAAAACAUCUAUCGACACUUCUGAGCCCGUGACUGCUUUCGACGGAACACUGGCGGAUCGAUUUUCAACCUGUUUUGUUAACUUUUCUGCUGAGAAAAAACUAUUAUCCUCAUCCGAAAACCAUGGGAAAAACGAAUCCGCUUUUGAUUUUUCUAAGUUUUUCGCUGCCUGUGAUUGUAAAGAGCUUGGACAGAGGGUAAUUCAUUUCCCGACGAUUUCGAGUACGGAGGAUGUAUUUGGGAAUAAAUCGGAGGAUUGGAAGGGAUUGGUGGUUGUCGCGGAUAGUCAAAUAGCCGGAAAAGGGAGGAAGAAGAAUCAGUGGAUCUCUCCAGGGGGAAGUUUGGCGAUGAGUUUUGGCUUUGAAGUUGAUUUAGAAUAUGAGCAUCUCGCAGCGAUCCAACAUCUGGUCGGCCUUUCCGCCGUAAGUGCCUUGCGAGAGCUUUCAAAAUCAGAGAAUGUCUUCUGUAAAUGGCCGAAUGAUAUUUACUGGAAGCGAGAAAUCAAACUCGGAGGGAUUAUUUCGAGAGCGAGUUUUAUGGGAAGGACCCUGACGGUUUGUGUUGGAAUCGGUGUUAAUUUGAAGAAUGAAAAGCCUUUCCCAGGAGCGUGUGUUUUAACAGAAACUGAAAUUUUACGUGAAGAACUUAUGGCAAGGAUCUUCAAUAACGUCGAAGAAAACUUGCCAAAACUAAAGGACGGCUCAUGGAGAAAAGAAUACGAAAGUUUAUGGCUACAUAGCUCAGAAAAUGUCAAAGGCAAGAUAAAGAGCAACCCGGGUGAUGAAGGGUUGAACGAAGAGUUUUUCUCGAUGCCGGAACCUUCCAGGUCACUUUCGUUAGAUCCACAUUCGAAUGGGAACGACAGGGAUAAGGGGAUCUCAAGGCAGAGGCCCAGUUUGCCUCACAAGUCCAAAAGGCCUCCAACAGACGAUGUUUUUGAACUCCACGAGGACGAUUUCAGCGCUGGCGUCACUGUCGAGAACCUAAAUCUUUUUGAAGCCAAGGAGCAACAGCAACUAGAAAUCCGCGAUUUUUCCUUCUCCGAUCUCCCUAAUCUUCCUAAAGAUUGUUUCUAUGACCUUGAAACGCUGCACGAUAUCAUCGAAAAAUCUUCAAGCUGCGACGAUGUCAUCGCUCGCAUUUUCCGAAAUGAAGCGUUGAAAACAGAUUUCAUCGAAAAAAUGUCAAAAGUUGGCGAUUGCAAUUUGCGUCUUGAAACGCCGCAGAUCCUUUCUCUCAAGUCAGAAGAUUCCAGCUAUUCGACGUUCUUGUGUCACCUGUGCUUACGACCACGUCACCAUGGAUUUAGGACUGUCAGAGGAGAAUCUAUCGAUGAAUAUGCUCAGCAAGAUUCUCGUCUGAAAUCGCUUUUCGAAGCAAUUCGAAAUAUGCAUCCAGAUGCAAUUUCUGUUGAAAACAAGGGCAGCUACCAUGUUUCCAUAGACGAAAAAUCGAAGAUGUUUCAAUUCCGGAAGUUUCGAAAACCAAGAUCGACGGUUGACGAAAAGAAGAAAAUCGGCCAUGGAGCUCAGGCGAUGCUAACAGCCGAACCGCUUUUUGACGAAGAAGCGAAUUGUGUUGAAAUUUGUCUAGAACUCGUCCGACUUCAGCGAAAAUCAGAGCUUCAUCCGAACGGAAUCAAAUUAAAAAAACUCGAGGAAAUUCUCCAACGAGCUGCGUCUGAAUGCAGCUGGUCGAAUUUCUCAACCAUGGAAUGUCCCGCGUCAAAGAAUAAUGAGUACGCUGAUUUUCCGAUCUUAAAAAUGGCCAAUUUCAUAUAUGAAAAAGAAAGGCGGAACGCAGAUGGGCAGUUUACCAAGUGGGUUCGAGAACACUUCCCAAAGAUCCUUGUUACUGUCCGUGCCGCUGUAUCUUUUCUCGAGAAAGAAAUCGAUUGGAGUAAAUUUCAAGAUCUAAAGAACAUCAAAGAAAUAAAACGACACUGGAGCAAAAUCACUGAGCUUCGCGACAGCCAGAUUCGAAUCUCGGAUCGGUACGAGCUUCGAGCAUCGUUGAGGAAGCUCCCUGAUGGACCGCGAAAAACGAAGAUAGGAAAACUUCAGAGCGAAUUUUUCCUCCUUAUUCUUCGCAAACUCGACGAUUCUUUUGCUGGGAGCGAGGAUUGGAGAAAGACUUUCUCCAAUGAUUCUUCUUUUGGUGAUUGGAAGUCGAUUUUUGUCGCCAAGUCGGAAUUGAAAACGAGAUCGGAGACUUAUCAAAAUAAUUUGGAAGGACUAGUUCGAUUCUGGGCGGCAUUAAUGCGCCAAUCAAUGGAUCAUUCAUCUUUAAAUUCUUCCUCCGUAUUGAGGAAAGGGAUUUCAAAGGAAGUAAUGAAAGAAAUUGAAGCUUUAUUGAAGUCAAGUGAGGCACCUUCUCCUUCGCAAUUUAUGCCUCAGCAACCGCCUACCCCAGCGAUUUCUGAGCAAAUUUUCUCGUUCGAGCCAAGUAAUGAUGCAAAAGAAGACAGACAAAUUAUCAUCGAAGCUAUCGAUAUUUUGUAUCCGAAUGUCUUGCAGGUCCUCGAUGAAAUCUUCGGAAAAUUAUAUCACGUGCAACCUUUUGGAGUGGUAAAAGACUUUUACCUAUUCGAAAACGAGCACUAUUUGGAGCAUCUUUUGCUAUCGCAUCAGAUUCAGAAAGAUUUCAGCACUGCGAAGAAUCUGUUGGGAAUCAACAAAUUCUCGUUGAUUCAGGAGAUCGGGUGUUCCACUAGAUUAGUUUCCGUUAUGCAAUAUUGUGACGGCGGCAACCUUCACGAUUACAUUUCACGCUUGGAUGCCGAACCUACGAAACAAUCCUCCUACUUGUCGUUCGAAUACUCUCGAAAUAUGUUCGAUGGCCUUGCCUAUCUGACCGAAAAAGGACUAUAUCAUAAUGAUAUCAAGCCUGAAAAUAUCUUUAUUCACGAUACGAAGGCUUUGAUCGGAGACUUUGGUCUUCUUUCGUACAAGCGCCUUGACGAUUCUGGUCCAAUUCUUUAUCGUCCGAAAACAAGUCGUCAGAAUACGCAUCCCGAUUACUUUGCGCUUGGGCUCAUCCUCAUUGAGCUUUUCUUCGAAGGAGGCACAAUCGCCCUUCACAUCAUUCGACAUUCGAAACACUGCUGGUCCGACAAGUGCGAGUUCAUCCUUGAUAAAUCAAACUUUACUAACAAGCUCAAUCCAAAACUCGUCUCACAAAUCAUCAGGCUUCUUCGACCAACAGAAGGGUUUUCUGGUCUCCAUCGAAGCAAUGAUUGGAAGAGCGUGUCGCAGUUCUUCAAAUCCAAUGAAAUUCUCUCUAGAGACAAGUUAGAGCUUCAAAAUGUUCCUGGAAUAGAUCUUGGGCGAAAUAAAUUCGUGACGAAUUAUGUAACUGAACUUAUCCAUCACAUUGAUCGCCAGAUGAGCUCAACGACGCAGAACAACGAACAGAAACAACUCGCUGUUCAGUACAUUCAGCAAAUCGAAACGAUUUUGCAAAAACACCUGGUGGAUUUCCGCGGCAGGAACAUAUCGACUUAUGUCAAGGAAUUUAUCUUCGGGCAAGGGCUGUAUCAAGGGGUUCGAAGAGAGUUGGAGAAGAAUAUGAAAGCAGAAGGCUCCAAGUGUAAUCCACUGGCUCAGAUGGAAAUCUGCAGCUUGGCAGAUAACAACAAUGGCGUGGAUUUAUCUGAUGCACAGCGGCAAGAUGCGUUGUUGAUCAUCUUCAGGGAGAUAUUCCCGUUUCUUGAUCCAAAUAAAGGCGCGCUUUUGGAACGCUCGAUGCCCGGACUCAUUCGAUUUCUUUCUGAGAAAAAUGAACAUAACGCUCUCUUCGCUGCUUUAACGAACUCAAUUAUUCACACUCCAGGAGGAGAUCCGCUGAAAUCUCCUGACGAAAACAAGGCGGUUUUCAUCAUACGACUUGGGAACUUUCUCAAUACAAUACGAACAAGACAGCCGCAAAGUGCCCUAAAGCUCGAGCAGAAAAUGAUCUAUCUAGACGAAUUCAAGAUUCAUAAAGAUUGGAUUCCAAAGAUCAAGUCCGAAUUCGCCAAGUUCAACGAUGGCUUCCCGGACAACUUCAAAAUCAAAUGCAAAACAACGAAAAUAGUCGAAAAGGGAAUCGAAUACGAGCUCCAUGGGAUCGAUUCAUUUCUUUGCAUGAUCGACUAUUUCAGAAAUCUUCUCGUUCAUAUUCCGUUGCCAGCUCGCCUCGGCGGAGCAAAAGCAGAUCGCAAAAAGGAAAUCGCCAUCGCAACUUCCAUUGAAAACUUCUUCUACGCCCAUAUUUCCACCCGCGCGGGCCAAUCCACCCAAAAAUUCAAAAUGUCUCCUGCCCAUCUAGUCGCCUUCAUCCACCACGUCUUCCCUUCUUUUUUCAAAAUCAUUGUCGACGUCUUCCGAAAUGAGUCGCUCUUCUCAGCGAAUAACUCCGUCUUUCAUCCCUCUUCCCGAAUUCCUUUCUGCUAA